AUGGAUGUAAAUGGUGUUGUUACUGACAAAGAUCUGUAUGCUCGUAAAAUUGCAAAUCACCAUCAGAGGCUUGGCCCUAAAUUAUCUUCUCAUUUUAUAUCGAAUAAACAUCAGGCUAUACUGAAUAUAAUAGCAACAACAACAACAACAACAAUCAUUCCUACACCAAAUUCUGUAAAAUUGGUUUCAUUAGAAGACAACGAAUCAAAUAUAAAACUUGAUAAAUUCGCAGAUAUCAUCCCAUUUAUUUACCUUCAUUGGCUUCUUGUACUAAUUGCAAUUUUAAUAGCAGUUGUAUUACUAAUUAUUUUCAUAUGUUACUGUCGUAGAUUUAUCACAAUUUAUAGAACUCGCAGGGAACCAUUAUCAAACUUCUAUCAAUAUCGAACAACAAAGCGGCGUAUACAUCCUCAUAGUAUACAUCAACCAAAAGCAUUACAAUUUCAAUAUUUAACUACACCACCAUGUCCAUCAAAAUCAUUGGAGUGUCUCAAUUAUCAAUUUCAUCAGCAAGAUCUCAAUAAUAGUGAUUCUCCACAGGUUGUGCGUCUUGGCACAUAUCGUAACGAAUCUCUAAGUACGUUUACCAGUUCGACAUCAUAUUUACCUUCCACGUUAUCAAGUCGUUUAAGUACUCGUUCAUUUGAUCCAACAUUAAAAGUAUAUGAAUCACAACGUGCAAGCAUGACAAUAGAUGACGAACCCAACGAAAAUUCAUUGAUUAUUGAAAUCAACUAG
This is a messenger RNA of Rotaria socialis, 738 nucleotides long. The record is from the annotation of a GenBank genome assembly. NCBI's taxonomy places the organism in Eukaryota, Metazoa, Rotifera, Eurotatoria, Philodinida, Philodinidae.